AGUCGCCGAUCGGUCGAGUGAAGAUCAUGCUGAAUGGAAAAUUCUACACGGGCCUGCCGCCCAAAAUGGUGGAGCGUCAGGCGGUGAAGGUGUGCAAUCGCCAGGAGUCCCACUUUUUCUGGCCCGAUGAUUCCCGGGCGGAUUCCGCUGUGGAAAAUCGAGUGAAGCGGAGAAACAGCCAGCAGUUGGAGAGACCUGUGGAGAGGAUUACCUCCACUCAGGAUUCUCCCUCAGAAGUUGACACCAGACGAAUGUUUCACAAGGAGUUUGCCAGCUCAUCCAUACAGUUCUAUGAUAAUCUGCAGUCCAACCAGGCUAAAAAACCUUUGGGCAGGGGACAACGCAGGGAAAUAACACCCAAGCUCACUGAAGUGAGACCCCAAGAAUUGGUUAAUAAAUCCGAGGAUACCACAGAUCGUCGCCAUCAGGCUUAUAGCUCAAAAAUCCAAUUCUACGAUUAUGUAAACGAGGCAGAUAAUGUCACUCAAAAUAAUGCCAGACGACCGCAAAUGGACUUUAAUGACAAACGUGAAGUGGAACUGAAUUCCAAGAAUAGCCCUAAAUUGCAGGUGAAAAGAAAUGUGCGCAGUUUCAGUGUGGAACUGGAGGAGCCCAAGGUCACCAAAAAGCCGCUGAAUGACAGCCCCGAAUGGCGACGACCACGCCCACUGCCUCUGCAGGCACAGCCCAAAAAGAUACUGAAGCAAAUGGAACAGGAUCCAUAUGAUUAUUUGGAAAAUCGCGUCAGGAGAUUGCAGUUAACGCGGAGUCCUGGUUUGCCCAAGAAACAUGUGACCUACAAUGAGGAGGCUGCGGAAUAUGCCUACUACGAUGAUCGUGAGGAUCGUGAGGAGCCCACAUACGAAAGUCGACCUCGUCAGCAGCCAAAUAUGCCGACAGGAAGUCGUCAGCAGCAACGCUCUUUUAUGGAAACUAGUCGAGCAAAGCCAUUAAAUAAUAAUAAUAAUUAUCAGGCCAGCCCAAACGCUAGGAAAAUCUUCCCAAAAUUGCCACAGCUUCAAAACUCCAGAGGGGUGCCCAUACAGCUGGUCGAAGACGAAGAGCCCCCCUUGCCCUCUGACCCCCGCAAACACCUGCGCAGCAGCCUCUGCUUCAGCGGCGACGCUUUGAUGGUGGGCGGUCCGAUGGACAAGACGACGACGGCGCAGGCGCGACGCAGCUCCGCCGGCCAGAGAAUCAGCGUGGGUCUCCCCGAUUGAGAUUAAGCGCUCCAAUUUGCAUGUUAUUUCUAUGCAGUUGCACAGGGAGAAAUGCAGGUGAAAUGUGAGGAAAAACACCAGUCAGUACCUAUCAAAAAAUCAAUCGGAAAUCUUUUAUUAUUUCGAAACUGAAGAAGAGAUUGAAAAUCAUUGAUAUUUUCGAUGUUUUCACUAUACCAUUUCGUUAAUAUCGACAUUUCGAUAUUUAUUAUUUCUACCGCACUAAAAACAUCGAUGUUUUUACAAUACCAUUUCGAUCAUAUCGAUUUUUCUAAUGAGAUCAAAGAUUUCACGGUCUAAACUGAAGCACUGAUUCAAUAGUAAAUUAUUCCCUGUGUAUUAAAGCUGACAGCCACAACCUGCAAUGCUAAUUGAAAGCAACAACUAAGAAAAACGCCGACUGCGACUGCAGUAGAAGCAGCAACAUCAGCAGCAACAGCAGCAACUUAAACCAACAGCAGCAAUAUUUCUAGGCACGGCAGCAACUCAACCCUCUUUUUGAGUCUUACUUAUAAGACUUUUACGAUCAUCUGCUUAACUUUGACUUCUCCCACAUGCGAAUGAAUGAGUCGGCUUUUGUGUGUUAUUUUUUCUGUGCGGUUGAAUACAUAAACAAACCUUGAUCUUGACUAAUUUGUGAGCAUUGCUGUGGUUGUUGUGCAAUCCGAACAUGUAUUAAUUUAGCUUUUAAAGCCAACGCAGAAAAAUCUAUAAUUAUUAUAAUAGAGAUAUAUGCUAAUAAACUGAUAUAUAACCAAAUGAACUUUGAAUUGGGAAGCAUUCAAUUAAGCCAUAAAAGUAAAAGCUAUAUUUUUGUUAGAUUAAGGGUUAAAACUAAUAAAAUAACUUGUAAUAUAAAAA
This is a messenger RNA of Drosophila takahashii, 2081 nucleotides long. RefSeq lists its product as uncharacterized. The record is from RefSeq and is a predicted model, not a curated record. NCBI's taxonomy places the organism in Eukaryota, Metazoa, Arthropoda, Insecta, Diptera, Drosophilidae.